CAGAAUUGGAGCAGUGGAUCCUUCCCGACCUGCGUCGUUUGACGCUCUGAGCGUCUCCUAACUCAUUUUCUCUCUUUUGCUUACAGAAGAUGCUCUGCUGGAAGCCGCCAGGAUCAACAACGUUUCGGAAGUCAACAGGUUGCUGCAGGAAGGCACGGAUGUGAACGCGAGGCACCGGCUGGGCUGGACGGCUCUGAUGGUGGCAGCCAUCAGCAGGAAUUCCAGCGUGCUGAAGGUCCUGCUGGCGGCCAAUGCAGAUCCAAACCUUGGGGACGACUUCAGCAGCGUCUAUGAGACCGCCAAGGAGAAAGGCCUCCAUUCUUUGGAAGUCCUUGUGACCCGGGAGGACGAGUUCAACAACCGCCUGAACGUCCGCGCCAGCUUCCGUGGCUGCACAGCCCUGCACUACGCCGUGCUGGCCGACGACUACCUGAGCGUCAGGAUGCUGCUGGAGGCAGGUGGGUGGCACGGCUCGUGGCUCUGACCCACACAUCCGGGGGGCUCAGUGAGAGGCACGCCGUCCCAUCUGGAGGACGAGCUGCGAUUCGCUGCUUGCUCUCACCUCUCGGUCUCCGUUCCGUGCCGCCUCCGGCUGUUCUCACGGGUGGCGGCGUCAUCGCAGAACGCUUUGAGCUGGAAGUCUGAGCUCCUGCUUCUCCAACAUAAACAUUCCUUAAUUCGGUUUAUACGUAGCCCACUCCUUCAGCAGAGGGGAAGGAGAUGCUUAGCUAACAGAACGGAGAUGUGCUGCCAUGCCAACGGGUUCCGUAUUUACCCUCCCGCCACUCCUUUACCACCACGACGCCCUUCUCCAUCACAGCGCUGUGCACAAGCAGAGUUGGGCAGCGCUGCCCAACCCGGUGCCAUCACCACGGUAGAGAGGGCUGCUCUGGUUAUGCAGGGCUGCCUCGCCGCCCGGGCUGCGUGCUGGAGCUGCUGUCACCUCUCUGAAUGGCCACGUGCAGAGGGAGCCCCGUUUGUGGCACUGCCUGACCUCAGAGCUGCAGAAAAAGACGCCCGGCAAACUGCGUGCCAUGUAGGGCUGCGUUUGUGUGAGCGCCAAAGGGAUGGUGUGCAAAAACAGCUGUUCUUAGGGUGGCAGUUUUUGAUCCUCUGUCGCGAUGGGACGUGGGGAAAUGGUUUCAAACUAGAAGAGGAGAGAUUGGGAGUGGAGCUGGACCACGUGGCCUUCCGUGAUCCCUUCCAGCUCAAACCGUUCUGUGGUUCUGCGAUGGUUUUCUCGCUCGAUCCAACACGUGUCCCUCUUCCCUGGGGCCCCUCCAGCCCAACCCGCGAUUCCAUCCAGUGGAUCCUCCCAGCUGGCAGCGCUGCUCCAACCCUUUCCUCCCCUUUUGGGGCGUCCCACAGCUCCUCAAUGGGGUACCUCCCCCCCUCCUCCCGAGCGGGAC
Messenger RNA from Meleagris gallopavo (turkey), 1409 nucleotides. The record is from RefSeq and is a predicted model, not a curated record. Lineage: Eukaryota; Metazoa; Chordata; Aves; Galliformes; Phasianidae.